AUGGUCGGUCAGCCCCUCACCCACACCAGCCCCCGGUCCCGUCUCCGUGUAGGCCCACGCACCCAUCAAACGCUUCCUCGUCAAGAUCGCGGCGCUAACGCGGACGGCGGUGCCGGUGGUGGUCGUAGUUGGGGUGGCAGUGACCACAAUGGCAAUGGGUAUGUCGCUUCUUCUUCUUCUCCACGUUCCUCGCCGCGUUCGUCAGUCGACCCUCCUGCCUCGGCAGACCCUUCGACUUUGGAGCAGUCCGCUUCUACCGUCGGGCUCGACAACACUGCCGACUCAGCAUCAUCGUCGGAUUUGGGAUCGACUGUCUCGACAACCCCGUCCGCGGGUGUAGCUGCCACGAGCGUCCAGUCUAGCCCUGCCGACACCCAGGUUGCCCUGGCAGCUGCUGAGACGUCCUCCGAGGUUGCCACUGCACAGACCACCGAGUAUCAGCUCCAGUCUGUCGACUCCUCUGCAGCCCCACAGUCGACGUCUACCUCCGCCUCCGACAUGGACUGGGCGACUUCCUCCCUUGCUUUCGAGACGGCCACCAUCUCCGACACUACUACCCCUUCCCCCACUCCCAUCACUUCGUAUUCCUCUGCUUCUGACACUUGGACUAGCUUCUCCGAGAACUACGUCGACACCGACACGCAAUGGGCUGCAAGCUCGAGCUCCGACGUCUGGUCCGACUCCCAGCAAUGGAGCACCACAACAGUCGACAAUUGGUCCAGUUCGACAUCCUCUGAUAACUGGAACUCGGUGGCAUCUUCCUCUGCCAUCUGGUCGUCCUCCAGUGAUGCUGCGUCAUCUAGCUGGGUCGACUCGUGGUCGUCAUCGUCCGUUACAGUGGAUUCGUCUUCGGCCGCUUCAUCAACUAUCGCAUCGACGACUGCAGCUACCAUCGCAUCUACGAUUGUUGCCUCUGCGGUGUCUUUGUCGUCCUCCUCACAGCUCGCGUCAUCGUCCAGCGUUGAGACUCUCGUUGUGGCAGGCACAACUACAUCUGGUUCCUCCGCUGGCACGGCCGCCAGCACUGCCCACUCUUCAACCUCGUCAACUGACAACACCGCCCUCGCUGCCGUGGGUGUGGGUGGCACCACCAGCCCUGUCUCCACUGCAGGCAUCAUUGGUAUCGCCAUUGCCGUUGUGGUAGCAAUAAUGGUCUGCAUCGUGUUGGCUAUCUGGCUCUAUAGGCGAAAGCAGAAAGACGAGCCCGACUUUGGCACCUUUUAUAACAAAUCCGACCACCUCAAGCGGUCGGGAACGACGGCCACCAAGCACUCUGCACUCGACUUUAGCGACGACCCAGUGUCGCCACGCUCGGGAUGGAGGCACAUGUCCAUGCGCCUUUCGCGCGGCAACCGCCCCGCAAACGGCGCAGCCAAACAGUUCACCACGUCUGGAGACUAUAACCGGCAAAGCCAUUUGACCGUUGCUGGUCCAGGCAUGGCCGGUCGUGGCGCACACCACACGCGGCGCGUCUCCGAAGCGCCGUCGGAAGUGCCCUCCUUGCUCAGCAUGUACGGAUCAGACGAUGACGCGCACUCGCCCGUUGUGCGCGUGGUCGACGACAACGACAUGCGCAACUCGAGCCACGACAACUGGGCGACAUACAACUCGUUCUCCCGCACCAUGCCGGGGUCUCCAGCACCGCCGCCACCGGUCGGCGCGCCCAACCUCCCUCCAACCCCGACGAGGAAGAACAGCGGCGGGCCACAGGUCGUCUCCCCCGUCGGACAGUCGCUUGUGUACGAUGCGUAUAGCCAGCCUACCAUCCAGCGUCUGCCGUGGGCCCGCGCCACGCCGCCGCCGGUACCAGCCAUUCCGCGCCAGUUCACAGAACCCAGCCGUGGCAUCCUGGGUCGGGCCGAGUAG
This is a messenger RNA of Apiotrichum porosum, 1866 nucleotides long. RefSeq lists its product as uncharacterized. The transcript has 4 exons. The record is from RefSeq and is a predicted model, not a curated record. Bases 1 to 1866 code for a protein of 621 amino acids. NCBI's taxonomy places the organism in Eukaryota, Fungi, Basidiomycota, Tremellomycetes, Trichosporonales, Trichosporonaceae.